This is a messenger RNA of Rotaria socialis, 654 nucleotides long. The record is from the annotation of a GenBank genome assembly. NCBI's taxonomy places the organism in Eukaryota, Metazoa, Rotifera, Eurotatoria, Philodinida, Philodinidae.
AUGACGAACACAAAUACGGCGGCUGCUGCUGCUGGUCUAGUUUGGAUCUUGAUUGAUGCUGCCCAAGGCACAGUUUCAAUAUCCGGUGCCUGUUCUGGAAUAGUCGUCGGCUUGGCCACAGUUACGCCUGCUGCCGGUUAUAUCCAACCAGGUUAUGCUCUCCUGAUGGGUUGUAUCGGGUCAGUGAUUGUCUACGGAUGGUUAAAAUUGAAAACCCGUUACUUACACUUCGACGACACACUGGACGCAUUCUCAUGCCAUGGUAUGAGCGGUAUUGUGGGUACCUUUUGCACAGGUCUCUUCUGUCAGAUCGAUAUCAACUCAGCAGGCGCCAACGGAGCCUUUUACGGUAACCCCGUGCAAUUGUGGAAACAGAUUGCUGCCAUACUUGUAACGGCAAGCUUCUCGGCAGCAAUCACAGCAGGUAUUCUUCUUCCUAUGCAUUUUACAUUCGGCAUUACACACACAUCCGAAGAUCAAAUCAUUGGUUUGGAUCAGACACUACAUGGAGAAUCAUGGUUUGGACCCGGCCACCAUGCUAAUUCCUCGAAGAAUCCGGCGAACAGUAACAACGCAGGGAACGCGGGUAUUCCACUUGCAAUUGUGAACACAGCUGCUGUUCCGCCUCCAGCACAGCUAAAAACUCAAGUCUAG